Molecule: messenger RNA, 2259 nt
Organism: Armigeres subalbatus
Lineage: Eukaryota; Metazoa; Arthropoda; Insecta; Diptera; Culicidae
Exons: 4
Coding region: 35-2185 (716 amino acids)
Source: RefSeq, a predicted model, not a curated record
GUAGACCGUCAAUUUUGGACGAUUUGUCGAAAUAAUGUCAUUGGAACGAAGAAUUACGCUUUUGAUUGUAUUUGUUGUGGCCAUAACGUAUGCCGCCAUUGGGGACGAGGACUUCAUUCGUAAGACCAGCAUCGUCUAUCGCAAGAAACCAGGGACAUCGGACUCUGUCGAAUGUAGCACCGAUCGGACCUGUUCUCUGCAAAAGAAUUUCUGCGCUGCUUUCUACAUAGGAGAUGGAUUCUACGUGACAACCGCACACUGCUUGGUGGCAAGCAAUGGAACAAUCUUUGAACCAGAUCGACUGGACAUUUUUGGCGCUGGCCUGGUUGAUGUGACGCUAACGUUGCACAAAAAUUACUCCAAAACAAACGGAGUUGACAUCGCUUGGAUUCAAAUUCAUGAUUCGAAAGUUCGGAGUGAUGUUCUGGAAGUUGCUAACACGAGGCCACACAUUUGCAUCCGCUAUGAGCUGCAACUGAUCAAUGCCAACUUGACCGGCGUACAUGACGGUUUUCGAUGGGUUCAGACACUGGAGACCGUUCACCCUGAAACGACACCAGAUGCGGAACCAUUUUUAGCUGGGGUAUCAUCAUUCAAAUAUCUCACUGAAUUCAAGCAGACGGGGCUGGAGCACGUGGUACUGUGCAGUGCAAAAGAUAGUCCGGAUGAUUUUAGGUUGAACUUUAUUGCUUACGGGAGGACUGAGAUGCUUUCGUUCGAUACCGACUGCUAUCGGGUUCAGUGCGGGAAUACCGAAGCACAAAAUAUGCAAACUCUGUUUCACGCAAAUGUCACUUCGAUGAUUCAAAAGCAAAUAACUGAAGCAGAGCCUGAGGGUGAAAGAGUCUUCAAACCGCAGAUUAAUCCUACAGCAUAUUCAAAAGGGGUAGCUCCUGUUGCCGGUGAAUAUGAUAGUUCUGUUACUAUCAAACCCAACGAACCGUUUACAGUGGCUGUGUCACAAGCUUCCAAGGAAUUGAAUAGCUCUUUUCCAGAUAUCCCAAAUAAUCAAACAUCUUUUAGUACUGUUUUAGUGGAUUCCAACAUUUCCUCUUCAGUACAACAAACGGAAAAUAACUCAGGAGGACCUAGAAAAUCUGUAACCGAAAUAAGUUCACAUCCACCACACAGUAAUGAAGAAGUUCAAAGUCUUCAGGCUAGGCAUUCUAAUCGAAAAGCUCAGGAAAAUAUUAAAUCAACAACUGAAGACGCUUCCAAUCAAGAACGAAAUGCAACAAACCCGAAUGUUGAAAAUGUAAAACCCGAUGAAAUGGAAAUGACAAACGAACCCCUGGAGUCUGCCAUGUCAAUGGUCAAGGAAGUUUACUUUCCUGGAGACCCAGGCUAUCCCGUUAGUGCUUCGACUAAUGACGAUCAUACUAAUAACAACGAACAAAAUGGUCCCCAAAUUACCGAUUUAGAUGUGGAUGGAUCAUCGAUUGAGUCCCAAAUCUUGUUGUUCCCAAAGAGUGGCAAUCGUUUGACUUGGUUUGACGAUGUAUCCGAGGCACCAAUUGAAGCUAUCGAAUAUGAAUCAAAUCUUUCAAGAGGGCAACCUGCAGAGGCCAGACCCACUGAUCAAUCCGUUCAAACAAGUACGAAUGGGCCGAUUGUUAGAAUGGAUCAUAUGCAACAGCUCUUCCAACUCAACAAUGAACUGAUAGAAAGUCUACGAAAAUAUUUCAGCAACUCCACGAAUGAAACUCCCAAAACGCCAUCUAACGGGCAAGCUGCUUCCGUAUCAACACAAUCUCCCCCAGAAGCAGUACCGGAAGCCAGUGCACCUCAUACCAAUCAAAUUCCUUCACCGGCCACGUAUCAAUCUACCACGGAACAAGUCGAGCAAAAACCCAGACGAGUAAAGUGCAUCCGUCGUGUAACAACCCCAGACAGCAAGCGCUGUCCGAAGAUGGGGAAGAGCAUGAUGACGCCGUCGGGACCCUCCGUUUAUGAUGGGAACCAGAAUUGGGAGGCACUUACCACAACGGUGCAACCGCUCGAUGACAGUGUCGCUGAAUAUUCGAAAGAAACGGAGAAGGAAAAACAACGCAGGCGACAGGAGGCCCUACGAAAGGUUUUGAUACAUCUGUGGCAUGGACGGAAUGAGGCACCGGAUGCGGUCCCCAUGAGUUCGGUAUUGUUGUUGGCAGCGAUUGGGUUUGUUAUUCUGAUGGUUACCAUUUGAUGGGGCUUUGCUACUUGACAGUUUGGAUGGCAAAAUAAAUUAUAUGAUUGAUAUUUUUGAAAAAAUGUAAGAAA